Messenger RNA from Aphanomyces invadans, 384 nucleotides. RefSeq lists its product as hypothetical. Bases 1 to 384 code for a protein of 127 amino acids. The record is from RefSeq and is a predicted model, not a curated record. The transcript has a single exon. NCBI's taxonomy places the organism in Eukaryota, Oomycota, Saprolegniomycetes, Saprolegniales, Verrucalvaceae.
AUGAACCGCCCGAUUCGACGACGCAACCUGGAGGUCCUUGCAGCGGACCUAGGUGCCGAUCUGGCCAUUCUGCUUGCGUCCCCACCGAAGCAUAAGCCUUGGACACCGCCAAUGGCGAUUGCCGAGUCAGCAGCACUGGUGGCCAAGAAAGCACGCACGGACCCACCCAAGCCGAGCGUCGCCAGCACAGCGAAAACAGCCAAGUCGACUCCACAGCGCACGGAAUGGACUCCCGUAGCACGCACCAAGGGGAAGCGCACUGCGGACACUACGGUCAAAAUCUCACCACGUACGUGGGAAACAAAGGGCUUCUAUGGCGCGCUAGCAAACUCCAUGAAGCUCAAGAUCACCAAGACGACCUCUGUCGUCGAUUCCAGCCCGUAA